Molecule: messenger RNA, 1848 nt
Organism: Drosophila rhopaloa
Lineage: Eukaryota; Metazoa; Arthropoda; Insecta; Diptera; Drosophilidae
Product: neprilysin-2-like
Exons: 1
Coding region: 1-1848 (615 amino acids)
Biological process (GO): protein processing
Cellular component (GO): plasma membrane
Molecular function (GO): metalloendopeptidase activity
Source: RefSeq, a predicted model, not a curated record
AUGAAUUUGAGUGCCGAUCCUUGUGAGGAUUUCCAGAAUUUUGCAACUGGCCAGUUCGUAAAAAAGCAUGAGCAAGAUGAUUGCUAUUCUACCCAGUGCGCUAUCAACCACAGAUUCCAUGGUAAGCUUCGGAACCUGUUCGACCAGCUCAAGGACCGAGUCUUCAUCGACGAAAUUUCUGUGGAGGAGAAGGUGUGGCGUUACUACAACACCUGCCUCACGGCCCCCCAGAGCACUCGGUCGGCAAGGCACUACUUGGAGCUGGUUUCACCGGGUGGGAAUUUGACCUGGCCGUCAUUCGUUCCCCAAGGAAGUCAGUGGCCCAAGCAAGAGUUCCAGUGGCUGGAGUCCUUGGCAAUCUUGCGACGUUAUGGACUGGUGGACCCUUUGAUCAGGUUAAUAAUAAAGCCGAGUUUGACGGACAGUAACAAGUUCCGCUUAGGGCUUUUCGUUCCGCUAACCGAACAAUUAAUUGAUGUUUCUGAAGUAAAGGACCUGUUGACCAGCAUCGGAGUCAGCUCAAUCCGGGCAGGUCCACUGGCAAGGAGCAUAAUACAACUGGACUCUGAUGCUCAUAACCUGACCAAACUAGGAGAUGAUUUGGUAUAUGAAUACACCCUUGAAGACGUUCAGAAUCGUACGAAUCUACAGGUGGACAAGUACCUGCAGAUUGUCUUUGGCCGCUCCUUUGAUCCCAGUUUCGAAGUGGAGGUGGAUAAUAUAGAAUACCUGGAAGGUAUCAACGGGGUCGUAAGCAAGUACGACUCUGAAGUGGUGGCCAGUUACCUGAUGAUCCGGUUUCUUCGCUUUGUACUUUCCUUGGAAGGCAGUGGUUCAGAGAGCGAUCCCGCCAAAUGCGCAGUUGCCGUCGCAUCUCAAAUGGAACUAGCCAGCGAUCUGCUGUACGAGAACCAUUACCUGGGACACGGAAAGCUACAGAAGUACACCAAAGAAGCUCAGCGGAUCUUCGAAGCUGUUAGCCAUACUUUUAUGACCAGGUUGGAGGAGAACCACCUGCACCUGGCCGACAAUGAAACCGAUGCUCUGCAGCGAAAGCUGCUCGCCAUGACCGUGACAGUGGGCAAAGUGCCUAACAAUGUUAACCAUCGUCGCUUCGUCGCCAAUUUCUACGAAGAUCUGGAACUGGAAACAGAUCCGGAUUUCGCUAGGGCUCAGCUUGAAGUACUGAAGCACCGAUCGCGCCGAGUUCUAGAGCAAUUAAAUGGGCCUGUCCCCAAGGGAAGUGGCUACUUUCUGCUCACCGAUGAACUUCCGGGAGAUGACCCUACUCCAGAUUUCGACCUUAGUGGCAACACCAUCGUCUUGCCAUAUGCUAUGCUGCAGUACCCGUACUUUGUGCCUGAAAGUCAUGACGUUUUCAAGAUGAGCCUGUAUGGAUACUUACUAACUGGCGAAAUGAUGAAAUUCUUUAUGCCCACCAACAUAAUGUAUGACAGCCAAGGAAACUUUGUAGAAGGCCAAGACAUUUUCGAUGAAAACGAGAAAUAUAUCGACGAUAUCGACUGUUUAAAUAAAACUCACUCAAAUGACCUAGAUAAGCGAGCGAUUGAUGUGGAGAGCCUAAGACUAAUCUACGAUGCCUACUUCGGACCCCACUCCGAGUUCGAGAAUCAAACUGAAUUCACCAAAACACCGAUAAAGAAGCUGUUCCUUCUCGGCAUCGCCCAUCAUUUCGUGGGAAGAGAUGAGGAUUUGGAUUACGGUAAAGUUGACUCUGACACAUUGCGACUGGAGCAAGCGGUGAAAAAUCUUCCGGCUUUUGGGGAGAUCUUCAACUGCUCGACCUCCACUCGGCUGAAUCCGGAAGAAAAGUGCCAUCUCUGGUAA